Molecule: messenger RNA, 1231 nt
Organism: Tribolium castaneum (red flour beetle)
Lineage: Eukaryota; Metazoa; Arthropoda; Insecta; Coleoptera; Tenebrionidae
Exons: 2
Coding region: 297-1175 (292 amino acids)
Biological process (GO): regulation of cilium movement
Source: RefSeq, a predicted model, not a curated record
UGUCAAUCGCACUUUAAUUUUUUUCAAACGACUUUACAAUUCUACUCGAUUUAAAACUUCACCAUUAUCACACAUUUUCAUCUUCUAAAUACGUACAAAACGUUGUAAUUUGUCUUGGCAGGAACUGUGAGAACAAUUCGAAUUUGAAUAAUGUUCUCUUCAUUGUUCUAUUGUUAGCUCUAUUAUUUAACAGUCCUUAUUGAUCAAACACCUCAAGUACGACACGAUCGCCAUAGCACCAAGCUUGUUUACUUAGUUACAAUUAAUUAUUGGCAAGUGAUCCCAGUUUGUCAAAAAUGGUAAUUUUGCAUGUGAAACACAACGACCAGAGCCAGUUUCUUUAUGAAACUACGCUCAAUACCCCUGUUGAAGACGUUGCCACAAAAAUAACAGCGGUAUACAAUGGGCGGUUAAAAGUGAAUCGAAUUUGUUCCGAAAUGGAAGAGUUAGCCAAACAUGGAACGCUGUAUCCUCCGGAAAUUUUGGGACUGACCCCGGAACAGGUCGAAGAAUUAAAACUGACGGAUCCUUGGGGCGAAAAGUGCAUCCCUAGUGGGGGGUUUACAAUGAAUAAGGACCCCAUUGGGCGCCGAAAUGGCAAACAACCCCGAAAAGAAAUGCAAGACGUUUUGAAUAAAGCAAUAAAGGAUGCCAAAGAUAUGAUUUCGAAAAAUUUGGUUUUGCAGAAUAAAUGUUUGGAUAUGAAGGUGGUAAAAGAAGCAAUUAAUAUUCUGAAAGGGGCGACACUUAUUGUCUAUCCCAUGAAAUUGCCUCCUCAUGACGUAAUUCGCAUGGAAUUUGAAAACAUUGAAGAUCUGUCCGGAACACAAGCGUCUCUUGAAGUUAUCGAUCCAGCGACUGCCCAACUGUGGUUCUGUGGGAAGGAAAUGUACCGAGAUGGGAAAAUGUUGGGGGAUUAUGUUGGAAAAAUUGAAAAGUGCAAGGUUAUUGUUAAAUUGACAAAACGGGGUCAAGGGCCUCCGGCAAGAGAGCCAAUUAUGUCGGAAGAGCAAAGAAAGGAAUUUAUGAUGCACGCGUAUCGAAGACAGGAAGAACUGAAAAAACUGGAAGCGGAUGACGACGAUAAUUAUUUUAAUUCGGAGUGGUCCGACAGCAGCAAUUUGAAGAAAACGUUUCAUGGCCUUCGAAAUAUCUCCUGGAGGCCCGGGAAAUAAUCAAUAACAAACUGUUACUUAAAUAAAUAUCUCUUUAUUAAAUCAUACAUUUAAAA